GACUCGCUCAUUUCCCCCGGCUCCUUCUCUCAAAUGUCCAUCCACAAUGGCCUGGAUCCAUUCCAGGCAAAGCUCGCCGCUGCUGCUACUGGCGCGACGAUGACGGCGCUCACUAUGACGCCAUUUGACGUCGUCAAAACACGGCUACAAACACAGCGACCUAGCUCCCAGCCUCUGUUCGUACGGCCACCGCCUAAUACAUGCUGUCAGCCUCUCAAUAGGCCCUGUGUAAGAAAUCUGUCGUCGUUGGCACGCCCCAUUGCGGAGGAAGAGCUCGUCUGUGUCUGGGAGAACGGCGUGUUCAGGGCGGAGCGGGUCAAUGGAUUUUACGAUGCAGUAAAACAUGUGUGGAAGGCAGAAGGUCUGCGUGGUCUCUGGAAGGGAUCUGGAACAACAUUGGUCAUUGGGGUUCCGUCCUCAACGGCAUACAUGCUAACUUAUGACCAUCUUUUGAAUGUCGUGCUUCCGCCAAUACUACCCAAUGAUAAUCUCGUUCCUUUGACGUCGGGAAUACUUGCUCGUACCACAAUAUCUACAAUUGCUUCUCCACUGGAACUCGUACGGACCAAUCUACAAUCGACACCUCUCGCGGCAGAUAAACCUCAUACCCUACGUUCCGUUCUCACAUCAAUUCGGCAGCUUGUCAAGACCCAAGGUCCUCGUUGUCUAUGGAGGGGGCUUGGGCCUACAUUAUGGCGGGAUGUGCCAUUUUCAGGUUUUUACUGGUUUAGCUACGAGACCUUGAAGAAAGGGUUUGCUCGGCAGGGGCAGAGCAAUGCAUGGGUCGCAUUUUUGUGUGGUGCUGUCAGCGGGACUGCCGCCGCACUGAUAACGUCGCCAAUGGAUGUUCUCAAGACCCGACGUCAAGCGCUGGUCAUGGGAGCAGCAUCAGACGCGCCCAAAGUUACAUCGACUAUCGGUCUUCUCAGCCAAAUCGUACGUAAAGAAGGACCCUCAGCCUUGUACACUGGAAUUACGCCGCGCAUGGCUAAAAUUGCACCAGCAUGUGGUAUCAUGAUUGCCUGCUUUGAGGGAGUCGGAAAGUUUUUGGCCAAGGCCUGACGCAGACGGAUCGUUAGACUGUGUUAUCAACUUCAACCAUGGAUUAUCUAUUGAAUAAUGUAUCAUACACACACACACUAGUACUACAUACAGACAUGAAAACCAAGGGAAUGCAGAUAUGUUAUAAAUUCGUACGAC
Guyanagaster necrorhizus is the source of this 1200-nucleotide messenger RNA. RefSeq names its product mitochondrial carrier. The transcript has 4 exons. Gene Ontology annotation, biological process: mitochondrial transmembrane transport. The record is from RefSeq and is a predicted model, not a curated record. Lineage: Eukaryota; Fungi; Basidiomycota; Agaricomycetes; Agaricales; Physalacriaceae. Gene Ontology annotation, cellular component: mitochondrion. The coding region runs from base 34 to 1062 and encodes 342 amino acids.